This is a messenger RNA of Cladophialophora psammophila CBS 110553, 1545 nucleotides long. RefSeq names its product cysteine desulfurase. The coding region runs from base 1 to 1545 and encodes 514 amino acids. Lineage: Eukaryota; Fungi; Ascomycota; Eurotiomycetes; Chaetothyriales; Herpotrichiellaceae. The transcript has 2 exons. Gene Ontology annotation, biological process: [2Fe-2S] cluster assembly. The record is from RefSeq and is a predicted model, not a curated record. Gene Ontology annotation, molecular function: cysteine desulfurase activity; pyridoxal phosphate binding. Gene Ontology annotation, cellular component: mitochondrion; nucleus; cytosol.
AUGUCUGGUCCCGCAUCGUCAGUGAUGCGGCGGGCUUCGCGUGCCUGCGUUCGACGAUUUUCCAGUAGCGCAAUUCUUUCCUCCCGUGCCAGGACUGCGCCCAUCGCCUCUUCACGUUUCGCCGGUCGUCGCAGUUAUGUUUCCGAGUCUAAACCGUCCAAUGCUCAAGUCGCAGACGUCGAGGCGGCUAUCAAGGCCGACCAGAAGAAAUUCAUCCAGGAGAGUGGUAAUCUGCCGUCUCAGGUCAAGAUGCCUGGUACCGAGAUCACCGCCGAUACAAUGCUGAGUCCCCGAGCCGGUAUUCUGCAGCAUGCAACCAUCAUGGAUCAGGGCACCCGCCCCAUCUAUUUGGAUGCGCAGGCAACAACUCCAGUUGACCCCCGGGUUCUCGAUGCAAUGCUGCCCUUCCUCACUGGCCUUUUUGGCAAUCCUCAUUCGAGAACGCACGCAUAUGGUUGGGAGAGCGAGAAGGCGUCGGAGCACGCAAGAGAACACAUCGCCAAACUGAUUGGCGCAGACCCCAAGGAGAUCAUAUUUACAAGUGGAGCCACUGAGAGUAACAAUAUGAGUAUCAAGGGGGUGGCCAGAUUUUUUGGCAGGUCCGGCAAGAAGAAGCAUAUCAUCACCAGUCAGACCGAGCAUAAAUGUGUUUUGGACAGCUGUCGACACUUGCAAGACGAAGGCUUUGAGGUCACAUAUCUACCUGUCGACUCAAGCGGCUUGAUCAAUUUACAACAGCUCGAGGAAGCAAUUAAACCAGAAACUGCGUUGGUCAGCAUCAUGACUGUCAACAACGAAAUCGGGGUCAUUCAGCCCAUGAAAGAGAUUGGCCAGCUUUGCCGAUCAAAGAAAGUAUACUUCCACACCGACGGUGCUCAGGCGGUGGGCAAAAUUCCUAUCAACGUCAACGACUGGAAUGUCGACUUGAUGUCGAUCUCGAGCCACAAAAUAUAUGGCCCCAAGGGCAUCGGUGCUUGCUAUGUUAGAAGACGGCCUCGUGUCAGAUUGGACCCGAUAAUCAGUGGUGGCGGUCAGGAGCGAGGUCUCCGCAGUGGCACGCUCGCACCUCACCUGGUGGUCGGGUUUGGAGAAGCUUGUCGUAUUGCCAAAGAGGAGAUGGAGUACGACUCCAAACGCAUCAAUGCCCUGUCCAAACGACUUGUCGAUGGUCUGCUUGCAUUGGAACACACCUCCUUGAAUGGAGACCCUACUCGACGUUAUCCUGGAUGUGUCAAUGUUUCUUUUGCCUACGUUGAGGGAGAGUCACUGUUGAUGGCUCUCAAGGAUAUCGCACUGUCCUCCGGGAGUGCUUGCACUUCAGCAUCUCUGGAGCCUAGCUAUGUCCUUCGAGCUCUAGGAAACAGCGAUGAAAGUGCCCAUAGCAGUAUCCGUUUCGGCAUUGGGCGAUUUACGACGACCAGCGAAAUUGACUACGUCUUGAAAGCUGUCCGUGAGCGAGUCACCUUUUUGCGAGAGCUCAGCCCACUCUGGGAGCUUGUCCAAGAAGGAAUCGACUUGAACACCAUCGAAUGGAGUCAGCAUUGA